Molecule: messenger RNA, 634 nt
Organism: Aspergillus uvarum CBS 121591
Lineage: Eukaryota; Fungi; Ascomycota; Eurotiomycetes; Eurotiales; Aspergillaceae
Exons: 2
Coding region: 260-634 (124 amino acids)
Source: RefSeq, a predicted model, not a curated record
CUGGCUUCAUCUGCAUGUGAACCAGCUGGCCUAAGAAGGCUAAUGGCUGAGGAGUCACGGGGAGCAUUGCUCCAACUCCGGCAGGUUUCACCCACAACACUCCGCAUCUUGGUGGCUCUCUGAUAUGGAUGGAGGAAGGGCAUAUAGGCCUCCGACUCUAGGGGCUGCCUAGUAUAACAUACAUUCCUUUGCUUCAUCAGCGCUUCAUGUUCUGUGUUCGUGGUCAAACACCUUGAUUCCCUCAAGCUGCUGAAUCCCUAUGGUUCCUUGCCGCCAAACCAUGGCCCAAACACCUUUAACCCCUUUCCAUGGCCGCCGGAGUGUGGUACAUAGUCUCAAUAGCAUGAUUGCAUGCUCGCCGCCCUUGGCGGCGAUGGCUGGUCACAGAAUUCACAGUCAAGGCGGCAAUGCUGCGGUAUGUAUCAGCCACGCAUCAGCCGCUGCACUGAACGCGACCGAGCCAGCCUCAACCGGAACCGGGGGCGACAUGUUCUGUCUCUUCUACGAUGCACCCACCCUAGGAAUGAGUGCGUUGAAUGGACCUGGCCGUGUUCCAAAAACAAUCACGCCGGCGCUGAGGGAGGUGGACACCAUAGUGUGGUCUAUGUGGAGGACGGCAUUGAGGAAAAGGUGA